Molecule: messenger RNA, 1212 nt
Organism: Paramuricea clavata
Lineage: Eukaryota; Metazoa; Cnidaria; Anthozoa; Malacalcyonacea; Plexauridae
Source: the annotation of a GenBank genome assembly
AGCAACGCCAACUGCUGGUCCAAUUACGUACAAACCUACAGGAGAAGGAAUCGAUCCAACGACAAUGAUUGGCAUUGAACUUCCAAAGUUUCCGAAUGAAAAUGGAAACAUCAAGUACGGUUACUAUAUCUCUUAUUUUGAAUGCAACCGAUCAUAAAAUUUUAGAAGUGUUAUUAAUUACUGAUUAAUCGAUUUUGUUCGUGUUUGAUGAAGAUCCGGUCUUACAUAUCGAAAUAUUUGCCAAAUAGAUACGCUGGCUGUUUUCCACCAAACAUGCAAUAGAAUAUAUCUCCAUGCAAACCAUCAAGAAACCUGUAAAUAUUUGUAUGUGAGAAAAUAGUAUUGCGUAUAACUGUUCAUGCACAACACGUCAUUCAAUUGGAAGAAGGUUUUCUGAAGAACAAAGCCAUGUCAUUUUCCUGAAUAUAAAAGCAAUUAGCUUUUCUCGUGCAAUGUUCGAAAAAUGUGCUAUUUUAUGGUGUACAAGUGCUUGCAACUGAUUCAAAUAUACUGUCAAGCAUUGUGAUUGGAUGAAAUUAGCCUUUCUCACGAUGACGAAUAUCCGCCAUUUUUGGGUGGCAUCUAAUUCUCGUUAAGCAAUGCAGACAAUUCAAACAAAGUAAAAGUUUUGGAUAUUGGUCGUCAAAUACAUCAAUUAUAGGCGAUAUCCAUGAUAGUAGAAAAUGCUUUAAAAAUAGAAAUCGAAAAACUGUGCAGCUAAAUAUAAUAUAAGAAAUAUUAAAGAAGCAGCUAUAAAAAGAAGUAAAAUUAACUCGCCGUUUAUCUUCAAACCUCGUUAAAAUAGUUAUUGUCUUGUUUAGGUUUUACAGAGUUGUUGUGGUGAUGGUGGAUGGCACAGAAAAUUCACAGGAUUUGGCAAGAAUAUUUAACAAAAAUGAAUCUGAACUGAUUCUGUAUGAAAAAUGGAAAAAUCUGGAUGAUAAACUUCAUAUCCCAUAUAUUGCUUCUGCAUUCAGUGCGGACUUGUACGAUGAGAACAAAAACUUUAUAAUUGGAAAGGGUGACGAUUUCGAUAACACAUACCCAAGUAGGAAGAAAAGAGCGCUAGAUGAAUCAAAAUCCAAAAACGGCAAACUUAUACCUAACAAAAAGUAUGCCGUGGCUGUCCGAGCAUACACAGCUAAGGUAAUUGCACUCUUGGUAAUUGCACUCUACAUCUUCUCAUGCACUCUUGGUACAAACUAUGUCUGA